AUGCGAUAUGGCCACAAACACUUGGAGCAGGCGUACAGAUUACAGUUGAAGAAUCGCAAACAGAAACGUGACGAAAGCCUUCAAGAAUUGGAAUUAGAUAUUGCGAAGAUGGUGCUAUUUGCCUACCCAUCAGCUCCGGAAUCCAUGAUUGAAUGUUUGGCCGUUCAAGCAUUUGUAGAUGGACUUUGUGACCAUGAAAUGCAAAGAAUACUUCGUUUAGCCCGUCACAAAACAUUGGGCGAUGUCUUGUCCGCUGCUCUUGAAUAUGAAGCGGCUACGCUGGUUUCUAGUGGAUACAGUGAAGUAAGGACUGUAAAAGAAGAAGAACAAGAAAAUAAAUUUGACCAAUUGUUUCACAUGAUAAAAACCCUUAUUGAGAAGCAACCGAAGACUAUUAGGUGCUGGAAUUGCGGUGAAAUGGGAAAUGUAAGUAGUUCGCGCGAACGCCCAAAGAACACUACGAAUCAAAAAACCGUGCCGGUGACAGUACAGGAAGGAACGGUGUUGCCUGAAAGUAGUGAAACCAUAAAGAGUAAGGCGGUUGCAAGAAACUGUAGAGAAAGCAACGCCUGUCAUGGCGGAACUUCCGAAGUGCAAUGAAGGUGUUGGUCAAGGAACUGUGAUUGGAAAGGGGUUGGCCACAUCUGUUAAAGAAGUACGAAGAACGUCGGUUGUCAGCGAUGAGUGGGUUCCUGUCAAACUUAGGGAAGAACAAGGGAACGAUCCAGUUUUAAAGAAGAUAAGAGAAUGGAAAGAGGAAAAUUGUCGACCUACUUGGCAAGAAGUAUCAAAACUCUCUCCAGUAGUUAAAUCAUAUUGGGCUCAGUGGGCCUCCUUUAUCCUGGAAGACGACUUAUUAAAGCGAGUACUUGAAAAUGAUUGUGGUUUCGAGAACAUUAGACGGUUGGUCAUUCCAAGGAGUAGCAGUACUUCGUCAGUUACACGACAGUCCAUCAGGAGGACAUCUCGGUGUUAGGAAAACCCUUCAGAGACUUCGGGAAAGGUUUUACUGGAUGAACAGUUCCGAUGAUGUACAGGACUGGUGUAAGAAAUGUACCAGUUGUGCUAUGAGUAAUAACCUCAGCGACAAAGGAAGGCUCUCAUGAAGCAAUACAACGUUGGUAGUUCAUUUGAGAGGAUCGAUAUUGGUGGACCAUUCCCCAUGACCGAGAAUGAUAAUAAA
Psylliodes chrysocephalus is the source of this 1183-nucleotide messenger RNA. NCBI's taxonomy places the organism in Eukaryota, Metazoa, Arthropoda, Insecta, Coleoptera, Chrysomelidae. The record is from the annotation of a GenBank genome assembly.